AGGCGGACAGUGUCUUGGAGUGUCCAGCAUUGUCCAGAAGUGUCUUUCGAAGGAGCGUAGACCGAAUUCCGAAUAACGACCUGCACCGUGAUCUACGAUGCUGACGAAGUACCUCAGUUUUCUUUUCUUGGUCCUAGUUACUGUCCUGGCCGAGGAAAAGGACGUAGUUGACCUCACCGAUGAUAACUUCAGCCAUGAAUUGGAGCGGCUCGAGAACACACUCGUUAUGUUUUACGCACCAUGGUGCGGUCAUUGUAAACGGUUGAAGCCAGAAUAUGCCAAAGCAGCUGAAAUGCUCUUGGGCAAUGAUCCUCCAAUUAGUCUUGCCAAAGUAGAUUGUACGGAGAGUGGAAAGGAGACUUGUAACAAAUAUUCGGUCAGUGGUUAUCCAACAUUGAAAAUCUUCUCCAGGGGAGAUCUAGUCAGUGAUUAUAAUGGACCCAGAGAAGCUGCAGGUAUUGCCAAAUACAUGAAGGCACAAAUUGGUCCAGCAGCUAAGGAAUUAACCGAUGAAAGCUCUUUGAAGUCAUUCUUAGAAUCCGAUGAAGUAGGUGUUGUUGGUUUCUUUGAAAAUGACAAUUCACCUUUAGCAACAUCUUUCCAUUCAGUGUCCAAAAAACUCAAAGAGAAAGUCAGAUUUGCCUACACCAGUGCCAAGUCUCUUCUAGACAAAGAAGGAUACAAGAACACCAUCGUUUUGUAUCGACCAAAAGUACUGAAGAACAAGUUUGAACAAAGCAUUGUGAAACACGAGGGUGGAGACUCCAUCGCAGAUGUUCAAGAAUUCAUUAACAAAAACUACUUCGGUAUCGCUGGUGUCCGUACACGAGACAAUAGUGGAGAAUUCAAGAACCCACUGGUGGUCGCAUACUACUCGGUGGACUACGUGAAAAAUCCGAAGGGCACCAAUUACUGGCGCAACAGGAUCAUCAAGGUUGCCAAGGAUUUCCCGAAAUUGAACUUCGCUAUUUCAUCUAAGGAUGACUUCCAGCACGAACUGAAUGACUUCGGAAUAGACUUUGUGAAGGGCGACAAACCUUUAAUCCUUGCUAGAAACGCGAACAACCAGAAGUUUGUUAUGAAAGACGAAUUCUCGGUUGAAACGUUCGAAACAUUCUUAAAAGAUCUUGAGGCAGACGCCUUGGAACCAUAUCUGAAGUCGGAACCGAUUCCUGAGGAUAACAGUGGACCUGUUAAGGUUGGAGUAGCGCGAAACUUCGAUGAGGUUGUUACGAACAACGGUAAAGAUACGUUGAUCGAGUUCUAUGCUCCUUGGUGCGGUCACUGCAAGAAAUUGGCACCUGUCUUCGACGAAUUGGGCGAGAAGCUUGCCAAUGAGGACGUAGAGAUUGUUAAGUUCGAUGCUACCACCAACGACGUUCCGUCGCCUUAUGAAGUUCGAGGAUUCCCAACACUUUAUUGGGCACCAAAGGAUGCCAAGGAUAAGCCUGUUAAAUAUGAAGGUGGCAGGUUAAUCGAUGACUUCAUCAAGUACAUCGCUAAGCACGCAACUGACGAACUUAAAGGAUUUGAUCGCAAAGGCAAACCCGCGAAGUCGAAGAGCGACGAGUUGUAAAUUUUUCUCUCUAAACAAAUACGUGAUACGAUUACUACAUUUUUAUAUGUCUCAGCAGCAAAACGUGGAAUAAGAUUUUCCUUGUGGGACUUACUAGUGUGUUGAGAGGAGUGGCAUGCAAUUAAAUCUAAGGGCUAACAAUUUUUCUAGUUCCAGAGAUAGGUCUGAAUGAAAGGGUGGUACCCCCCCCCCC
This is a messenger RNA of Dufourea novaeangliae, 1769 nucleotides long. It is a transcript of the gene ERp60, whose product is annotated as protein disulfide-isomerase A3. Gene Ontology annotation, molecular function: protein disulfide isomerase activity. Gene Ontology annotation, biological process: response to endoplasmic reticulum stress; protein folding. The transcript has 5 exons. Lineage: Eukaryota; Metazoa; Arthropoda; Insecta; Hymenoptera; Halictidae. Gene Ontology annotation, cellular component: endoplasmic reticulum. Bases 98 to 1576 code for a protein of 492 amino acids. The record is from RefSeq and is a predicted model, not a curated record.